Messenger RNA from Sungouiella intermedia, 1689 nucleotides. The record is from the annotation of a GenBank genome assembly. NCBI's taxonomy places the organism in Eukaryota, Fungi, Ascomycota, Pichiomycetes, Serinales, Metschnikowiaceae.
AUGGCUGAAAUUUCUUUGGGUAGAUAUCUUUUCGAAAGAUUGAACCAACUUCGCGUUCAAACCAUCUUCGGUCUUCCUGGUGACUUCAACUUGUCUCUUCUUGACAAGGUCUACGAGGUCGAUGGCAUGAGAUGGGCUGGUAACGCCAACGAAUUGAAUGCUGCUUACGCUGCUGACGGUUAUUCCAGAGUCAAGGGUUUGGCUUGUCUUAUCACCACUUUCGGUGUUGGUGAGUUGUCUGCUUUGAACGGUGUUGGUGGUUCUUACGCUGAGCACGUUGGUAUGUUGCACGUUGUCGGUGUUCCAUCUAUCUCUUCUCAGGCUAAGCAAUUGUUGUUGCACCACACCUUGGGUAACGGUGACUUCACCGUUUUCCACAGAAUGUCUAACAACAUCUCUCAGACCACUGCUUUCAUCUCCGACAUCAACUCUGCUCCUUCUGAGAUUGACAGAUGCAUCAGAGAGGCUUACGUCCACCAGAGACCUGUUUACGUUGGUUUGCCAGCUAACUUGGUCGACUUGAACGUCCCAGCUUCCUUGUUGGACACUCCAAUUGACUUGUCCUUGAAGCAAAACGACCCAGAUGCUCAGACUGAGGUCAUUGAGACCGUUUUGGACUUGGUCUCUCAGGCUAAGAACCCAGUCAUCUUGGUGGAUGCCUGUGCUUCCAGACACGACUGUAGAGCUGAGGUUGCUCAGUUGAUCGAUGCAACCAACUUCCCAGUGUUUGUCACUCCAAUGGGUAAGUCCACCGUCAACGAGUCUCACCCAAGAUUCGGAGGUGUAUACGUCGGUUCCUUGUCUGAGCCAGCUGUCAAGGAGGCUGUCGAGUCUGCUGACUUGGUGUUGUCUGUCGGUGCUUUGUUGUCUGACUUCAACACCGGUUCUUUCUCUUACUCCUACAAGACCAAGAACAUUGUCGAGUUCCACUCUGACUACACUAAAAUCAGACAGGCCACCUUCCCAGGUGUCCAGAUGAAGGAGGCUUUGCAAAACUUGUUGGCUGGCAUUGGCUCCAGAGUGUCUAACUACACUCCAGUUCCAGUUCCUCAGAAGAGAGUGGUGCCUUCUCCAGGUGACAAUGCACCAAUUUCCCAGGAGUGGUUGUGGUCCAGAGUUUCCUCCUGGUUCAGAGAGGGUGAUAUUAUCAUCACUGAGACCGGUACCUCUGCCUUCGGUAUUGUCCAGUCCUACUUCCCAGACAACUGUAUUGGUAUUUCGCAGGUGUUGUGGGGUUCCAUUGGUUUCACUGUUGGUGCCACCUGCGGUGCUGUCAUGGCUGCUCAGGAGAUCGACCCAAAGAAGAGAGUUAUCUUGUUCGUUGGUGAUGGUUCCUUGCAAUUGACUGUCCAGGAAAUCUCCACCAUGGUUAAGUGGGAGACCACUCCAUACUUGUUCGUGUUGAACAACGACGGUUACACCAUUGAGAGAUUGAUUCACGGUGAGACUGCCACUUACAACGACAUCCAGCCAUGGGACAACUUGGCUUUGUUGCCACUCUUCAAGUCUAAGGACUACGAGACCACCAGAGUUUCUACCGUUGCUGAAAUCGACAGCUUGUUCAACAAUGCUGCCUUCAACGAGAACUCCAGAAUCAGAAUGAUUGAGGUGAUGUUGCCAAAGAUGGAUGCACCAAUGAACUUGGUGAAGCAGGCCGAAUUCUCGUCCAAGACCAACGCUGAAAACUAA